ACUCCGUCACAAAACCCAAGCCAAACAUAUUCACAAAAUCAACUCACCCAAAAGGAGCACCUAUACCACCUCAGACCAAAUAGCCGCAACAUUCUCCAACUACUUUACAACGCUGUACGACCACAACCCGGAUGCCAGCCAACACCAAAGACAUCAACAAAAUCAAGAGGACACACAAACCUACCUAAAUGACAUCCUCCUCCCAGCGCUAUCAGACACGGCGAGAGCCCAAAUAGCUGCCCCCAUCGAAACAGAAGAGAUAGCACAUACACUGAAGGCGAUCAAACCACAUAAAUUCACUAGACUCACUAGAAUUUUCCACUUCUUUCAAUCUAAUCAACUGCUCCA
Messenger RNA from Pelobates cultripes (western spadefoot toad), 348 nucleotides. NCBI's taxonomy places the organism in Eukaryota, Metazoa, Chordata, Amphibia, Anura, Pelobatidae. The record is from the annotation of a GenBank genome assembly.